Suricata suricatta (meerkat) is the source of this 750-nucleotide messenger RNA. RefSeq names its product citrate synthase-lysine N-methyltransferase CSKMT, mitochondrial-like. The record is from RefSeq and is a predicted model, not a curated record. NCBI's taxonomy places the organism in Eukaryota, Metazoa, Chordata, Mammalia, Carnivora, Herpestidae.
AUGGCUCUUCACCGCCGCCUCACACCCACUCCAACACUGAAUCCUCCACGGUCAAAAACUAGAAUGCAGUUGGUAAAGUACCGAUGGUCUUAUUUCAGGCAAGAAAAGAUCAUUGGAAUAGGCUCUCUGGCUGGUAGCUGCCUGGCUGACCGUCGCCUCUGGAAUAAGCUCCAUGGUGGUCCCCAAAGCGGCAGUGACCCCACGUUCGACUGGUUCUUUGGGUAUGAGGAAGCGCAGGGGUUCUUCCUGCCCCUGCUUCAGGAGGCCCCGGCCGCCUGUCCACUCCGGGUGUUGGACGUGGGCUGUGGGACCUUCAGCCUGUGUACAGGCCUCUACACCAAGUGUCCACAUCCCGUGGAUGUGCUGGGGGUGGACUUCUCUCCUGUGGCGGUGGCCCACAUGAACAGCCUCCUGGAAGGUGGCCAAGGCCAAACAUGCCUGUAUCCUGGGCACCCUGCCUCUCGACUGCAGUUCAUACAGGCUGAUGCCCAGAACCUGGGGUCAGUGGCUUCUUCCGGAUUUUUCCAGCUAGUGCUGGAUAAGGGCACCUGGGAUGCCGUGGCCCGAGGUGGUCUGCCUGGGGCUUACCGGCUUCUGUCAGAAUGCCUAAGGGUCCUAAGCCCCCAGGACCCUGAUGUCCGGCUGCCCUGCUUGGAGCAAGGGUCCCAUGGCUGGACUGUGACGGUGCAGGAGCUAGGCCCUUUCAGGGGCAUCCCGUACUUUGCUUACUUGGUUCAAGGCUCUCAUUAA